CCCACGUGCACGCGGCCGGGACUGGACGUCGGGUCCUUUCCGGGUCGCGCAAGGUGGCGGCCGGAAGUGGGCUCCGCGGGGCCGGUCGGCGGCAUGGACUCGCUCCGGCGGCUGAAGCGGUUCGACGCCUUUCCCAAGACGUUGGAGGACUUUCGAGUCAAGACGUGCGGGGGCGCGCUCGUGACAGUAAUCAGUGGGCUUAUCAUGCUGGUGCUGUUCUUUUCAGAGCUGCAAUACUACCUCACUAAGGAAGUUCAUCCUGAAUUAUAUGUUGACAAAUCAAGAGGAGACAAACUGAAGAUCAAUAUAGAUGUUAUCUUUCCACACAUGCCUUGUGCUUAUUUGAGCAUUGAUGCAAUGGAUGUGGCAGGAGAGCAGCAGCUAGAUGUGGAGCACAAUCUCUUCAAACAACGUUUGGAUAAAGAUGGCAGUCGUGUGACUCCAGAGGCUGAGAGACAUGAGCUAGGAAAAGAAGAGGAGAAAGUGUUUGAUCCAAAUUCCUUGGAUGCUGAUCGCUGUGAGAGCUGUUAUGGAGCAGAAUCUGAGGAUAUCAGAUGCUGUAAUACUUGUGAUGAUGUAAGAGAAGCAUACAGGAGGCGAGGCUGGGCCUUCAAGAAUCCUGACACCAUAGAACAAUGCAAGAGAGAAGGGUUCAGCCAGAAAAUGCAAGAACAGAAGAAUGAGGGCUGCCAAGUAUAUGGAUUCUUAGAGGUUAACAAGGUAGCUGGGAACUUUCACUUUGCACCAGGAAAGAGCUUUCAGCAGUCUCAUGUUCAUGUUCACGCUGUUGAGAUUCAUGAUCUACAGAGCUUUGGACUUGAUAAUAUCAAUAUGACGCACUAUAUCAAACAUCUCUCAUUUGGGAGGGAUUAUCCAGGCAUCAUGAACCCUCUAGAUGGAACAGAUGUCAUUGCACAACAAGCUUCAAUGAUGUUUCAGUACUUUGUCAAAGUGGUUCCUACAGUCUAUAUGAAAGUAGAUGGUGAGGUGGUGAGGACUAACCAGUUUUCAGUUACCCGGCAUGAGAAAAUAGCGAAUGGACUAAUAGGAGACCAGGGCCUCCCUGGUGUAUUUGUGCUUUACGAGCUUUCUCCUAUGAUGGUGAAACUGACAGAGAAACACAGGUCCUUUACCCAUUUUCUUACUGGAGUCUGUGCCAUUAUUGGAGGAGUAUUUACAGUGGCAGGACUAAUUGACUCCUUGAUCUAUCACUCUUCUCGUGCCAUACAGAAGAAAAUUGAACUUGGGAAGACAACAUAGAUAAAUAGCUACUGCAUCCUAUCAAAAACUUGCAGAGGAGCUAAGCAAAUCCUUCAAGACAUAUGUGAUUCCCCACAAUGUACAAAAAGAUGAUGUCUGAGAUUAUCAAAUGGUUCUAAGCAUUCCUCUAUCACUCUCCUUAUUCUUUGUUUGGCAUUAAUUUGUGGAAGAGACAGCUCAAACCUAGCUGCUAUAAGGAUCCAUUACCCAUCUAACUAUGCAGACCCAACCAUAUGCACCCUUGCACAUCAGUCAUUGUCCACCAAGUCUGUUAAAUUGCUUCCUGAAACUGCUGCAGGAAGCAUUGCAUCUUGUGUGUUUCCAGAAAUAACAUAUUAUCAUAAAACACAAGAUGAGUUAAAGUUGCUGUCACAUCAACUUCUUGGCAGCGUCCACUAAUAUUUCCAAAUAUGUUCACACAAUAUAUCAGACCUCUGUCAAAAUGUACAGAAUUUCUGGGGUAAUUAGGUAAGACCUAGUACACAAAAUGGUUACAAAAUCUUGAGGCAUUGCGAAUCUCCAGAGCAGGGGAGACUCAAACUGCUGUUUGAAUGUAAAUACGUUGAUCUGUACUGUCAAAAAAACAACCUUAGCUGUUUUUUUUAAAUUGGGCCAUUUUUCACUUCCCAUAUUUUUGCUGUUUACAAUAAAAUAUGUUAUCUGUGGGUUUUA
Molecule: messenger RNA, 1932 nt
Organism: Alligator mississippiensis (American alligator)
Lineage: Eukaryota; Metazoa; Chordata; Crocodylia; Alligatoridae
Gene: ERGIC3
Product: ERGIC and golgi 3
Exons: 14
Coding region: 94-1260 (388 amino acids)
Biological process (GO): retrograde vesicle-mediated transport, Golgi to endoplasmic reticulum; endoplasmic reticulum to Golgi vesicle-mediated transport
Cellular component (GO): Golgi membrane; endoplasmic reticulum; endoplasmic reticulum membrane
Source: RefSeq, a predicted model, not a curated record